GAGGAGACAACUCUUGAAAAAAGGGCGCGAGGUUGAAAUUAUGUUUAUAGGUGUCGCUGCGGUAUAAACGUGGUGAAAGAUGGCGACGAAGAGGAAAACCGAUGCUUUCUUUCCGGUCGAGGAGAACGAUCAGCUCAUUAUCCGGCCUCUGGGAGCUGGACAGGAGGUUGGCAGAUCAUGUAUUAUGAUGGAAUUCAAAGGCAAAAAAAUCAUGCUUGACUGUGGUAUCCAUCCAGGAUUGAAUGGUUUCGCAUCUUUGCCUUUUUUGGAUCUUGUGGAGGUCGAGGAAGUUGACCUUCUUCUUGUCAGCCAUUUCCAUCUUGACCAUUGCGGUGCCCUGCCCUAUUUCCUGGAGAAGACGGCCUUCAAGGGUCGAUGUUUUAUGACCCACGCUACCAAGGCCAUCUACCGGUGGCUCCUGUCAGAUUAUGUGAAAGUCAGCAACAUAGCCACAGAAGACAUGUUGUACACAGAGAAGGACAUAGAGAACAGCAUGGACAAAAUUGAAACAAUUAACUUUCAUCAGGAGAAAGAAGUGAAUGGUAUCAAGUUCUGGUGUUACACGGCAGGCCACGUCCUCGGUGCUGCCAUGUUUAUGAUAGAGAUUGCUGGUGUCAAGGUAUUAUACACAGGUGAUUUCUCCCGCCAAGAAGAUCGGCAUUUAAUGGCAGCUGAAAUACCGUCGGUCCGACCGGAUGUUGUCAUUAUUGAGUCUACAUAUGGUACUCAUAUCCACGAGAAGCGAGAGGACAGGGAGGCGCGGUUUACUGGUCUCGUACAUGAUAUUGUCAGCCGAGGUGGACGAUGCCUCAUCCCAGUAUUUGCUCUUGGCAGAGCCCAGGAACUGCUACUCAUCUUGGAUGAAUAUUGGUCCAACCACCCAGAGCUGCAUGAGACACCCAUCUACUAUGCCUCGUCACUCGCAAAGAAAUGUAUGAGUGUCUACCAGACGUACAUUAAUGCCAUGAACGACAAGAUUCGUAGGCAGAUCACCAUAAGCAACCCAUUUGUAUUCAAGCACAUCUCAAACUUGAAGAGCAUGGAACAUUUCGAAGACAUAGGUCCAUCUGUGGUGUUGGCCAGCCCCGGUAUGAUGCAGAGUGGACUGUCCCGAGAGCUAUUUGAGAGCUGGUGUACGGACAAACGGAAUGGUGUUAUCAUUGCUGGUUACUGUGUGGAAGGCACUCUGGCUAAGCAUGUGCUGUCUGAACCAGAUGAGAUAGUGACCAUGACAGGCCAGAAAUUACCGUUGAAAUGCUCCGUUGACUAUAUCUCCUUCUCCGCUCACACUGACUACCAGCAGACUAGUGAAUUUCUGCGAGCUCUCAAGCCUCCACAUGUCGUCCUCGUCCACGGGGAGCAGAAUGAGAUGAGCCGCCUGCGCGCGGCCCUCAUCCGGGAGUACGAGGACGACGAAAACUACCAGAUGCUGGUGAACAACCCAAGGAACACGGUGGCUGUGGAACUCCACUUCCGAGGAGAGAAAAUGGCAAAGGUCGUCGGUGUGUUGGCAUCAGAGAAACCGGAACAGAACCACAAAAUUGCAGGAAUUCUUGUGAAACGGAACUUCAACUACCACAUAAUGUCUCCAGUGGACUUACCAAACUACACAGACCUCGCCAUGAGCACCGUCCUCCAAAGGCUCAGCAUCUACUACACAGGUACGCUGCCCCUCCUGCGCUACUACCUCAGCCAACUGGCCCAGAACUUGGAGGAGAUCCCAGAGAAGAACGUUCUAAAGGUGUUUGGCUGUAUAACGCUACAUGUGGAAUCAUCAAGGGUUUUGGUGGAGUGGAACAGUAACCCUGUCACAGACAUGUAUGCCGAUGCUGUGGUGACGGUCAUCCUGAGAGCGGAAUCCGACCCAAUGCCACACAAGAAUGUUCCACCAGCCCUGGAAGUUUGUGACGAACACUUUAAGGAAUGUCUGGAGAAGAUGCUGAUAGAUAUGUUCGGUGUGGAAUCCAUCAAGGACCCCUCCAAGUCUCAGAAUGGUAUACUCAGCAUCACUGUCGACAGCAAAACGGCCAACAUAGAACUGGCCACCCAGAAGGUGUCCUGCGAUGACCGGCUGUUACAGCAGACCCUGGAAACAGCGGUGAGCAAGCUACACCAGGCCAUCACGCCCAUCAACACGAAGAAGGCUGAGGCGACCCACUCUUAGCAAAGGAGGAGAUAACACACAUACACACACACUAUGUUAUACAUCAAAUAUGCUGUUCCCAUUAUGACCACCCCCACCAAGUCAACAACAAGAUCUACUGGAGUCGAACCAAAGGGUGAUGUGAAAGGAGACAACCAAGGCUGAUGCGAUUCUUUGCUGAAGUGAGACUAAAAACACCUGGCACAGACACACACACAUACACAUUCACACGCACACCUGAAUGUGUAUAUGCACAUACAUAUAUUAGCACAUAUUUGGAAUAUAUACGUAAAACUGCGUCUGUACAUGUGCAUAUGCGUGUGAGUGUGUGUGUGUGUGUGUAUAUAUUUGACGUGGGUUCGAUUCCUGGACCGGGUGUUGCGUUCUUGAGCAAGGCACUUCAUUUCACGUUGCUCUGCGAUCAUUUCGACACCUGACAUGUGGCACCUGUUUUGCACCUGUACAGGUAAUAUCGAUCUGAUGGCGGGAAUGAGCUUGUGUCUACACAGACAUUUGAUCACUAUAAACAAAUCAUAUGUGUGGUUGUUCGGUAAGAAAUUGUCGAACCUUCAUACGUCAUCUAACAACGGGAGAGUCCAUCACAUAUAA
Messenger RNA from Octopus sinensis (East Asian common octopus), 2752 nucleotides. RefSeq names its product cleavage and polyadenylation specificity factor subunit 3. The record is from RefSeq and is a predicted model, not a curated record. Gene Ontology annotation, biological process: mRNA 3'-end processing by stem-loop binding and cleavage. Gene Ontology annotation, molecular function: RNA endonuclease activity; 5'-3' exonuclease activity; RNA binding. The transcript is spliced from 18 exons. Lineage: Eukaryota; Metazoa; Mollusca; Cephalopoda; Octopoda; Octopodidae. Gene Ontology annotation, cellular component: mRNA cleavage and polyadenylation specificity factor complex. Bases 80 to 2164 code for a protein of 694 amino acids.